Molecule: messenger RNA, 1307 nt
Organism: Oldenlandia corymbosa var. corymbosa
Lineage: Eukaryota; Viridiplantae; Streptophyta; Magnoliopsida; Gentianales; Rubiaceae
Source: the annotation of a GenBank genome assembly
GAUUAUUUCACCUCUGAUUGGUAGAGGAAGCAAAUUGGUCGAUUUAUCACAAUAUUGAGUAAAAGUCUUUGGUUACAAGUGUUGAGGGGAAGGACUUUAUUUAUUAUCUUCCGAGGGACAUAUACGUAAGGGAAAUUUCAAUUGGGAUUUGAUUUGUAGUUUCAUUAAACCUCGAGGAGAUCAGUGUAAUUUACCCGUAUAAAAUUAUCUUUAACACCGCGGCUUCGGAGCUACCAAAUAAUUCGAUUACGCUUUGCUUCUCUCCUCGUGCAAAGAAUUCUCCUCUUCCUCUGUGUUGUUCCUUCCUAGGGUAACAAUGGCGAAGUUACAAUUCAAUCUUGUUGGAAUCUCGCUCUUGGUGUUGAUUUGUUUACUUGUUCCCUCGAGUUCCGCCCGAUCAACCAGCGUCAAAUACUGCUCCAAGAAGGACUAUCCUGUGAAAGUCAGCAGCGUUGACAUUAACCCAUACCCUGUGCAGAGGGGCAAAGAAGCAAAAUUCAGCAUCUCUGCUUCUACUGAUCAACCCAUCUCUGGAGGAAAACUUUUAAUUGAUGUUAGCUACUUUGGGUUGCACAUCCACAAUGAGAAUCAUGAUCUUUGUGAUGAGACCACUUGCCCUGUUGUUAAAGGAGAUUUUGUGAUUGCUCACUCUCAAGUGUUACCUGGAUAUACACCACCAGGUUCUUACACAUUGAGAAUGACAUUGUCGGAUGGCAAGAACCAAUUGACAUGCAUCAACUUCGACUUCAGCAUUGGCUUCGCGACAUCAGAUGCUGUGGCUGACAGCUGAGCUUGCUGCUUGAGCACAAUGAAGAUUGAUCAUAACUUCGCCAUCACGCCUUUAUAAUAAUGUACUGUAUAUAAACAUCUAUUGUUGCUUAUCUACUGUUGUUUGAUGCUAAACUAAAGGAUCGCUGUUACUGCUUUUUGAAAGAAACACGGACGCACAUUGGGGAGGACAAUUUUAGUUUGCUCAUUUUGUGAACUGUUGAAUGAACUUUUUCAGCUUAAUUUUGUGUGUGGUUAGUGACCUAGACAGUAGAAACAGAUCCUUUAGGCUGUUUACGGUCACCAACUCAGCAUAGAGAUCGAUACCUGCAAAACUGCUGGUUGGAAACUAAACUCAAAACUGUUCAAUUUACUGAACAAAUGACUACUUAUGUGCGGGAUCUAGCCGUUAAGAGUAUCUAUAAAGAGGCUAAAAAUUCUAAACACAAUUAAAUAGCUAGCUAGCCAAAUGUAAAGGGCAUCAGGUCAUUAAAGAAAGGGCUGAGAGCAUCUUAUAUAUUAUCAUUAAAGAAAUCCGG